Messenger RNA from Brassica napus (rape), 1381 nucleotides. RefSeq names its product syntaxin-43. The record is from RefSeq and is a predicted model, not a curated record. Gene Ontology annotation, cellular component: membrane; SNARE complex; endomembrane system. NCBI's taxonomy places the organism in Eukaryota, Viridiplantae, Streptophyta, Magnoliopsida, Brassicales, Brassicaceae. Gene Ontology annotation, biological process: vesicle fusion; vesicle-mediated transport; intracellular protein transport. The transcript has 8 exons. Gene Ontology annotation, molecular function: SNAP receptor activity; SNARE binding. Bases 237 to 1193 code for a protein of 318 amino acids.
AGAAAUAAUGAAUAUUUCCAAUUUGUAAAUCUGGGAGCUGACUUUUUCCCGUCGGAGAAGUUUAAUCCCGCCGGCGAACGACGGAAUCGAUCCUCCAGAAACCUCCGAUCUCGUUUUACAUAACGAUUCGCGCUGAUUCCGUUGCUAAUUGCUUAUGAUGAAACCACGAUCCUGUUCUUCAGAUCUAUAGCUCAAUCGAAAAACCGUCAGGGGUUUAACAUCAUCUAUAGCUGAUAAUGGCGACGAGGAAUCGCACGCUCUUGUUCCGCAAGUACAGAAACUCUCUGAGGAGCGUCCGUGCUCCGAUGACGGAAGCGAAAUCCGGCGUAGGUCCGGUGAUCGAGAUGGCGAGCGCGACUCUGUUGCAUCCGAAGCGAUCCUACGCUCCAGUGAGUACCGAAGAUCCAGGGAGUUCGAGUAGAGGAGGAGCAAUAACAGUGGGGUUACCACCAGACUGGGUUGAUGUCUCCGAGGAGAUUUCAGGGAACAUUCAGCGUGCUAGGUCUAAAAUGGCUGAACUAGGGAAGGCUCAUGCGAAAGCCUUGAUGCCUACGUUUGGUGAUGGUAAAGAAGACCAGCAUCAGAUCGAGUCUUUGACGCAGGAGAUUACUUUCCUGUUGAGGAAAUCAGAGAAGCAGCUUCAGAAGCUAUCUGCAGCUGGACCUUCUGAAGAUUCAAACGUCAGGAAAAACGUUCAGCGAUCUCUUGCUACUGAUCUCCAAUUCCUUUCUAUGGAGCUCCGCAAGAAACAGUCUACUUAUCUGAAACGCUUGAGACUACAAAAAGAGGAUGGAGGGGACUUAGAGAUGAAUCUCAACGGAAGCAGCUCUAGAGCAGAAGAUGAUGACUUCGAUGAUAUAUUAUUUAGUGAGCAUCAGAUGAGUAAGAUCAAAAAGAGCGAGGCAAUAUCGGUAGAGAGGGAGAAAGAGAUUCAGCAGGUUGUUGAAUCUGUAAACGAGCUCGCUCAGAUAAUGAAGGAUCUUUCUGCACUUGUAAUAGAUCAGGGCACUAUAGUUGAUCGGAUUGACUAUAACAUCCAGAACGUUGCUAGUACAGUUGAAGAUGGUCUCAAACAGCUGCAAAAGGCGGAACGUACACAGAGGAGUGGUGGUAUGGUUAUGUGUGCGUCUGUUCUUGUUAUCCUCUGCUUCAUCAUGAUAGUUCUCUUAAUCCUCAAGGAGAUUUUCUUGUGACCCAAGAAAGAGAUUGACCCCUCUCAUUAUUUUAUUCUUUCAUAAUGGGGACCCCACAAUGUUUGCGUUGCUCACUGUUCUGCUGUAUCGACCAAAAUUGUCUGAAGAUAAAUUCGAAUUGCGUUCUGUCUUGUAUUUGGAUUUUGAAGAGUUUGUUUAUAAACGUUUAUUUACAUGUUAAGAAGAUA